Molecule: messenger RNA, 1531 nt
Organism: Canis lupus familiaris (dog)
Lineage: Eukaryota; Metazoa; Chordata; Mammalia; Carnivora; Canidae
Gene: C10H22orf23
Product: chromosome 10 C22orf23 homolog
Exons: 7
Coding region: 152-832 (226 amino acids)
Source: RefSeq, a predicted model, not a curated record
GUUACCAUGGUAGCCAGAGCCGCGGGUGGCCCCUCUGCUCGCGGAGGUCCGCGAGUUUGUGCGCGGCCCAGGCGCCGGGCCGCGGCGGAGCCGUGGUUACGGUCCCCCGAGCCUGGCCGCUCUCUGUGGGGCUUUCUUUACGAGCCCUCCCAUGGCUUCCCAGGAAAGGAUAGAGGCAGUGACCAAAGGAACAGGGUUCUGGCGCUGCCCCAAGCCGGCCACUUACACCCCAGGGACCUGCGAGCUGCUCAGAGUGAUGAUGAAGGAAUCCAAACUGACUAACUUCCAACAGCGCCACAUCAUGGACACCAUGAAAAGAGGAGACACUCUGCCCCUACAGUGCAGCCCGACAUCCAGCCAGAGGGUCUUGCCUUCCAAACAGACAACCUCGACCAUCUACCUGCCUCCCAUCCUGGCGGCCCGGCCCCACCUCCGGCCUGCCAGCAUGUGCCAAGCCAAUGGGGCCUACAGCAGGGAGCCAUUCAAGCCUCAAGCCCCCCGAGAUCUGGAGAAAGAGAAACGAAGACUCCAAAAUAUUUUUGCCACUGGGAAGGACUUAAAGGAACAGAAAAGGAAGCCCCCUCCUGUACAACAGAAGGACCCAGCCCCAGAGCUGGACCGCUUUGAAGAAUUGGUAAAGGAAAUCCAGGAGAGGAAGGAAUUCCUGGCUGGCAUGGAGGCACUGGGACAGGGCAGACAGUACCGAGGGAUCAUCCUUGCUGAGAUCUCCCAGAAACUACGGGAAAUGGAAGACAUUGACCACAAGAGGAAUGAGGACCUUAGAAGGCUCUUGCUACCCCCUGAUCUGUCUCCAGAGACAGGGGCAGAGUAGCCCAUCCUAGAUCACUGGAGCCCACCCCCUGGCCAGCCCAUCUACCCUGGCCUUCAGCCACAUCAAAUGGCCGUGAAGCACUGCCCUGGCCUAGGGGCCCCUGGGCACACACAGCACCCUAGGAAAUGGACCAAUCCCAGAGAAUGAGCUGGUUCUCUUCAAGACUCUGCCCAGGGAGCCUGGGUGAGUUGAGCUGCUGAGACCCACAAUCACUGACAUACAUGCACACGCACACACACAAACUAAUGGUCUUUUCUCAGGGAAAGAGUCCAUACACAGUGAAGGCAAGGCCCAUGUCUGAGAGCAUCCACUGGGCCUCUUCCCCCCACUCCCUACCCCACACCCACUGGAUGUCCCACACAGUUUGCAGAACUUCAGAAUGAAUGAUUCCUUUCUUCCUACCUGCCUUAGGACCUACUUAUUUGACUUCUUACAGCCUUAGGCAAAUGUUUAACCACUAUGAUUAAUUGGCCAGUAAGACACAUUUAACGUAGGUCAUAAUAUACACCGUUUUGUUUUCAGAAGGAUAGGCUUAUUUGUUCAAGGAGUUAGAAUUUUCAAGCACAGAUGCUUUUCAACUGUUUGCAUAUCUCAAGUGGAAGUGAGAACCAACACUUCUUGAACACCCCUUGGCCAGGCACUGUGCCAGGUGCUGAAUUUCACUCGGUUCAUUCUCUCAAUAAAACCCUGCGAACACGG